This is a messenger RNA of Eimeria maxima, 3876 nucleotides long. RefSeq lists its product as hypothetical. NCBI's taxonomy places the organism in Eukaryota, Apicomplexa, Conoidasida, Eucoccidiorida, Eimeriidae. The transcript is spliced from 6 exons. Bases 1 to 3876 code for a protein of 1291 amino acids. The record is from RefSeq and is a predicted model, not a curated record.
AUGGAGGAGAGGGGCCUCGGGGCCCCCCGCCUAAGCAGCAGCGGGGGCCUCCUUGACCGUAUGCAUAGGAGGCAUGAGCGACACGGGCUGCUGCAGCAGCAGCAGCAGCUAAGCAGCUCGCACUCUGUUGCUGCUGCUGCUGCUGCUCUUGAGUACAUAGAAGAUGACGAAGACAGCAGCUAUACAGAACAUCAUCGCUUUGCUUCCCGUAGAUAUAAGUCUUAUGUUGAGCUGCAGCAGCAGCAGCGGCAGCAGCAGCAGCAGCAGCAGCAGCAGCAGCAUUGUAUAUCCUUCGUAGACAGCGAAAUCGAAGAACUUAGAGAGGCAUACAAGAAGGUGCGUAGUCCUCCAAGCAGGGGAGGGACACCAACAGCAGCAGCAGCAGCAGCAGCAGCAGCAGCAGAUAUGCGGCAGCAGCAACAGCAGCAGCAGCGAAAGUCCAUGGUGCGAGUUAGCAGCAGCAGAGAUAAGAGAGGUGCUGUAUUUGCUGCUGCUGCUGCUGCUGCUUCGCCGGAUACAGCAGCAGACACAGAGGAUUCGCGGCACAUGACUGCCUCGACACGAGGCAGCAGCAGCAGUAGCAGCAGCAGCAGCAACAACAACAACAGUAGAAUCAGCAGCAGCAGCAGUAGCAGCAGCAGCAGCAGCAGGAAUCCCUUUGAUGAGAUACCCGUGGCAGUAGCAGCAGCAGGGGAGGAGCCAGCUCCCUUCGAGGCUUUGCUGCAGCGUGCGCUGCAGCAGGAAGCAGAGAGCAGCAGCAGCAGCAGCAGAGGCGUCGCCUCAUCUUCCUCCCUUAUGGAGCAGCAGACAGAGCAGCAGCAGCAGCAGCAACAGCAGCAGCAGCGGCAGCAGUGCCGCCCUUUCCUUAGAAAGGGUACUAACCUACAAGCAUGGAGGGCCCCCUCUGUCUGCGGCAGGAGGGGCCCCCCUAGAGGUGCAGCAGCAGCAGCAUCAGCAGCAACAACACCUGAGUCAUCAACCCUUCAAGGGGAGCUGCAGCAUAGUCCAAGAGCAGCAGCAGCAGCAACCGCAGCAGCAGCAGCUGCUGCUGCUGCUGCAGAUGCUCGUCAUAGCGGUGCAGCUGCAGCUGCAGCAGCAGGACCAGCAUCGCCAACAAGCCGAAGACAGCAGCACCAGCUGCAACUGCAGCAGCAGCAGCAGCAGCAGCAGCAUAAUCACCGCGUUGCUGCAUCUGACGGAGAAGAUGAGGAUGACUCAGCAGCAGCAGCAGCAGCAGCAACAGCAGCAGCAGCAGCAGCAGCAGCAGAUGAAGCAGCAAAGAGAGAAGCAGAUUGGGACACCCGUCUGUUUGAAGACACCCCAACGACGAGGAAUCUGCUGCUGCAGGGACGGAAGCAGCAGCAGCAGCAGCAGCAGCAGCAGCAGCAGCAUAAGCAGCUGCUGCAGCAGCAGCAGCAAUUGAUGAGGAUGCAUGACCUACUAGAUCAGCCAGAUGAUGCAGAGGAUGAUGAUUGGCUAGGCGAGCAGCUGCAGCAGCAGCAGGAGGAAAUGCAGCAGCAGCAGCAGCAGCAGCAGCAGGCACAGCUGCAGCAAGGUAGACAUUCGAUCUCCUCUAGGAAGCAAGCAUCAUCUUCAGCAGCAGCUGCAGCAGCAGCAGCAGCAGCAGCAACAGCAGCAACAGCUGGUGCUGAGGAUGGAGCAUCGCUGACGUCCCCAGACAGCCCACUGCAGCGAGGCGAAGAGCAGCAGCGACAGCAGCAGCAGCAGCAGCAACAGCAGCAGCAGCAGCAGCAAAGCGAGGAUGAAGAGGAAGAGGAGGAAGAUGAGGCAAUUGACCGUCGAGUAUUCUCCCUGAGGCAGCAUGCAGCUUCCAGGCAGCAGCAGCAGCAGCAGCAGCAGCAGCAGCAACAGCAGGUGCCGCAGCAGCAGCAGCAGCAGCAGCGUCACGUAGAGGAAGAGCAGCAGCAGCUGUCUCCUCUGCAUCGUCCUCGUUUAAUAUCCUUUGCUGAUGAAUUUGGUGCAGCAGCAGCAGCAGCAGGAGCAGCAGAACCAGCAGCAGCAGCAGCAGGAGCAGCAGCAGGAGCAGCAGCAGCAGCAGAAGGCAGCAACAGCAGCGGGGCGCUGCAGGUAUCUGCUGCUGCAGCAGAAGAGAGCGAAAGAGAAUUGUUUAAAUCAAGAAUGGAGAUCCUUAAGUUACAGAUGGGAAGAUUGAGGGAAAGCGAAGAUCGUCUAAGAAAUAUUUCUGCUGAACUCCGUCAGCAAAGAGCUGAUCUUGAGGCAGAAAGGGGCCGAUUACAUUCAACUAUGAAUGAGCAGCAUCAGCAGGCGCUGCAGGAGAUAAGCGCAUGCAGGCAGCAGCUGCAGCAGCAGAAGCGUCGUCUUGCAGCGGAAAGAGAGCGACUGCGUGAGGGUUUGGCGCAGCAGCAUCAGCAGCAGCAACAGCAGCAGCUGCUGCAGCAGCAAGUUGCAGAUUUGAAGGAGGAGCUACAAAGCCUAAGGAGUCGGUAUAGAUCAGCACACAGUCGUUGGGCAGCAGAGAAGCAGCAGCUGCAGCAGCAGCUGCAGGAAGCAAAAGCAGAGCUAAGGCUUGCUGUUGCUACAGGAAACCCUCCGCAUGCAGCAGCAGCAACCACUGCUGCUGCUGCAGCAGCAGCAGCAGCAGCAAAAAGAUACCCAGGGAGGCCCGCGUCUGUAUCUGGGCGCAGCACACCCCUUUCCGCCCGCCGCCAGCAGCAGCAGCAGCAACAGCAGCAGCAGCAGCAGCAGCAGCGGCAGCAUAGAACACAUACAGCAGCAUCUGCUGCUCGUCGGCGGUCUAGCUUGAGCAGCACGAGCAGCAUCCGCAGCAGCAGCUGCUGCAGCAUAGCACACUGGGAGCAGCAGCAGCAGCAGCAGCAGCAGCAGCAGCAGCAGCAAGUAGAUUCUCCUCCAAUGCUCUCUCCUUCUGCAUUAGAUGGCCCUGAUUGGCAAGACACAGCAGCAAGCAUGCUUGAGCAAGACUUGUGUUCUGCUGCUGCUGCUGCUGCUGCUGGUCCUGCUGCUGCAGGUGCUAGUGCUGCUGCUGCUGCUGCAGCUGAUGCACCGUCUGCGUUGGGUCGUCUUGCUGCUUCUGUUGCAAGUAGUUUACGACAGCAGCAGCAGAUGCAGCAGCAACAGCAGCAGCUGCAGCAGCAGCAGCAGCAGCAGCAGCAAGGCAGCACAACUUUGCUGCCUGCUGCUUCCUUUAUAUCCCCUACAGAUUCCUUUGGUCGUCAUAAUCCUCAGCAGCAGCAGCUGCUGUACGAGCAGCAGCAGAUGCUGCAGCAGCAGCAGCAGCAAUUAAUGCAGCAGCAGCAGAUGUUAUUACAAUUAUCUCAAUCUCUUGCUGCAGCAGGAAAUACAUCUAUAUCUAAACCCCAUCAGCAGCUGCUGCAGCAGCAGCAGCAGCAGCUGCAGCAGCAGCAGCAGCAGCAGCACGAAGCAUCACAGAGCAGCACCUCUACUAGGGAGAGCAGCACACACCACAGCAGCAGCAUUCCUCUAGAGGCGGAGCCGUUGCUGCCUCCUGAGGUAGUAACACAAUUUGGUGUUUUUCCUGUUCCUGCUGCUGCUGCAGCAGCAGCAGCAGCAGGUGCAGCAGCAGCAACAGCAGCAAGAGGAGCAGGAGCAGGAGCAGCAACAAGAGCAGGUGUAGGAAAAGGAGCAGCAGCAGUAGAUACUGCUGCUGCUGCUGCUGCUGCUACUGUUACUUCAGCUGUGCCGCAUGCUGCAGCAGCUACUGUUGCUGAGGAAACCCAUACUGUUGCUGCUGCUACUGCAGCAACUGCAGCAACAGCAGCAACAGCAGCAGCAGGAGCAGCAGCAAUACCGCAGCAGCAAACAUAUCCUCAAUCUGAUGGUUAUGACCUAAGUAAGUACUGUCCCUUACCCCUUUAA